This is a messenger RNA of Amaranthus tricolor (Joseph's coat), 384 nucleotides long. Its product is annotated as heavy metal-associated isoprenylated plant protein 19-like. Gene Ontology annotation, molecular function: metal ion binding. The transcript has 2 exons. The coding region runs from base 7 to 384 and encodes 125 amino acids. The record is from RefSeq and is a predicted model, not a curated record. NCBI's taxonomy places the organism in Eukaryota, Viridiplantae, Streptophyta, Magnoliopsida, Caryophyllales, Amaranthaceae.
AUAUCAAUGCAUUGUAAUGCAUGCGAGAAAAAGGUUGUUAAAGUAAUUUCUAAAAUAAAAGGAGUUGACAAAAUUAUUACUGAUAUAACAAGACACAGAUUAACGAUAAUGGGCCAGUUUUGUCCAGAGAAGAUACUAAAGAAGUUGAAGAAAAAAACAAAGAAAAAAGUUAAUAUUGUUGAACUAAAAACUGAUGAUAACGAUGAUGAUGAUAUUGGUGGAACAAAUAAAAGUACAGAAGAAUUUAGUUUAUGUGUAGAUGAUUUAAAAAAUGAAAGAACGCCAGAUUAUUUUUCAAUUUUAUAUGAUGAAUAUUAUGGAAAUGGGAACCCAAUAUUUACAAUUUUUAGUGAUGAAAAUGCCAAUUCAUGCUUUAUAAUGUAA